AUGGCUCGACUGGACGCAUUGGCUCUGCGAGCGACGUCGAUCGGCUCCUCGUCGGCCAUAAGACGCCACCAUCAUCGCCGUCACAGCGGCGGCAACAAGAGCGAGGAACGAUCACAUCGCGGCGACUCAGACGAGCUGCCGCUGCUGCUGCGCCAACUGCCGCCGAGCGCGUCGAUCUGCAAACAGCUGCGAGGCCUGAGCCCCGGCCAGGAGAAGCUCUGCGGCCUGUCGCAGGACCACAUGCCGUGGGUGGCGCGCGGCGCCAGGAGCGCCAUCGACGAGUGCCAGCACCAGUUCCAGCAUCGGCGCUGGAACUGCUCGACGACGACGACGCCCCUCGACGAUGACUCCGAGAGCAAGAAGAAUCAAGUCGCGGCCAUCUUCGGGCCCGUGCUCGAGUCCGGCAGUCGCGAGACGGCCUUCGUGCACGCCAUCGGCGCCGCGGGCCUCGUCUACACCCUGGCGCGGGCCUGUCGCGACGGCCAGCUGUCGAGCUGCGGCUGCUCCCGUGGCUCCAGGCCCAAGGACCUCAAUCGCGAGUGGAUCUGGGGCGGCUGCGGCGACAAUCUCGAAUACGGAUACAAAUUCGCGCAAUCGUUCAUCGACGUGAGGGAGCGGGAGCAGCGCCACAAGCGUCGCAGUCACGAGCACGGCCGCAGCCUCGUGAAUCUUCACAACAACGAAGCCGGCCGACGAGCAGUAAUCAAGCGAUCGAAGGUAACGUGCAAGUGUCACGGCGUAUCGGGCAGCUGCAGUCUCAUCACCUGCUGGCAGCAACUGGCUUCCUUUCGCGAAAUCGGCGAUUAUCUACUGGACAAGUACGACGGCGCCACCGAGGUAAAGGUCAAUCGAAGGGGCCGCCUGUCGAUCAAGGAUCCAAGAUACUCUCUGCCGACGGCCAACGAUUUGGUUUACCUCGACGACUCGCCCAACUAUUGCUUUGCCAACUCGUCUCUCGGUUCCCUAGGCACUCGAGGAAGAACUUGCAAUAGAACGUCCACCGGCAUAGACGGCUGCAAUCUUUUGUGCUGCGGUCGAGGCUACAAUACUCAAAAGAGCAUCAUCAGCGAGAGGUGCGAUUGCAAGUUCCACUGGUGCUGCGAAGUCCAAUGCAGCACUUGCAACAAAAGUCUUGACGUAUACACGUGCAAGUGAGUCCACCGGCGCGAAACUUGCUUGU
Molecule: messenger RNA, 1180 nt
Organism: Trichogramma pretiosum
Lineage: Eukaryota; Metazoa; Arthropoda; Insecta; Hymenoptera; Trichogrammatidae
Product: protein Wnt-5b-like
Exons: 5
Coding region: 1-1155 (384 amino acids)
Biological process (GO): neuron differentiation; canonical Wnt signaling pathway; cell fate commitment
Cellular component (GO): extracellular region
Molecular function (GO): cytokine activity; frizzled binding
Source: RefSeq, a predicted model, not a curated record